CCCACGUGGGCCGCUUGGCCUGCGCAUGCGCAGUACGGCAAAACAGUUGGCUUAGGCGAAGGCGAGUUGGUUUUCCUUCACGGCGCAGUUUGUCCUCAGCGCUCCGGACCCCCUCAGCUCUCCUCGGCGGGAUUCUGUGCUCUAAGACUCGGACACCUGUGCGGCCGCUGCGGCUCGGUGGUCUGCGGAGAGGCUGUCUGCUGCCCCGCGCGCUCCGCUUCUCCCUCCGCUAGCUCGAUUAGCCGUUAGCGUUGCUAUGGAAGCUAGCGCUAACCCAACAACACCAACUUAGCCAGCGAGCCAACUUUCACCGCCGCCGUACGGGCGGAGGAGAGGCGGCGGGGUUUCGCCGCCUUUAGACGCGCGAGUGGACCUAAAGCGGGUUUAUCUGGGUCAGAGACGCGGAGGAAGCCAGACUUUUGUCCGUUUUUGGGGCAGUUUGGCCGCUAUCAUUAGCCUUAGCUGAGCGUGUGUUCAGUCACGUCGCUUCAGCCGCCGGAGCUGUAGCGCGUUAGUGGACCGGGGGAGGGAGGAGGGGCUCUAACGGCGGCGUGGGCUCCGGGAACCGCCGGAGCGCAGCGUUAAAAGGCGGCUUUGGGCGCCUAACGGCGUCUGAAACGAGGUGACGGGCUGAAAUAGAGCCGAACACGGGGUUAAGUGGGUUAAGUGGGUUGGCUGUUUAUGUGGAGUAAAUGGGACUGUAGACCGUAACGGACGUUUGUGUGACGUAGGUGAGACUUUGGGCUGUAACUUUGUGCAACUCGGGCGUUUAUGUGAUAUAAAUGUGAUUUUAGACUGUAAAAUGGUGUUUUUGGGCUGUAACGUAGUUUUAGCACAGGUGUUUGUGACAUGAAUGUGAUUUUGGGCCGUAACACAGGCGCUUAUAUUACAUACAUGUGAUUUUGGGCCGUAACGCAAGCGCUUAUAUUACAUGCAUGUGGUUUUGGGCCGUAAUGUAACACGGGCGUUUAGCACCUGUUUGUAUGACAUGCAUGUGGUUUUGGGCCGGAACGCAGUGUAACGCGGGCGUUUAGUAUCUGUUUGUGUGACUUUGGGCCGUAACGCGGGCGUUUAGUAUCUGUUUGUGUGACUUUGGGCCGUAACGCGGGCGUUUAGUAUCUAUUUGUGUGACUUUGGGCCGUAACGCGGGCGUUUAGUAUCUAUUUGUGUGACUUUGGGCCGUAACGCGGGCGUUUAGCACCAGUUUGUGUGACCUGAAUGUGACUCGCCGGGCUUCUAGGACUGUUUAUAGGGCUAAAGGUGAUUCUGGACUGUAGUAAAGUGCGCUAUGGGCACCUGAAGCAGUUUCCCGGUGUAAAGGCGACCUGGUUCUGGUGUUGCUCUGACUGGAGAAUGAAAAUGUCUGCGGGUGGCUUCACGGAUCUGAGGGAGAAGCUGAAGGCCAUGACACCUCACCGGGAGGAGCAGAGGAGCGGCGGGGAGAAGCGUCGGCGGCGGUCCCCUUCAGACGAGGACGAGGAGGAGGAGGAAGAGGUGGUGACGCGCGAGUUGGAGGCGCGCAAGGUGAAGCGCGGCAUCGCGCAGGCGCGCGUGUUCACGCCAGAGGAGUGCACGCACAUCGAGGCCAAGAUUGACGAGGUGGUCGCGCGCGGCGAGCGCGGGCUGUAUCGCGAGCACACGGUGGACCGCGCGCCGCUGCGCAACAAGUACUUCUUCGGCGAGGGCUACACGUACGGGCCCCGGCUGGAGCGGCGCGGGCCCGGCCAGGAGCGCCUCUACUCCAAGGGCGAGGUGGACGAGAUCCCCUCCUGGGUGCACGAGCUGGUCAUCAGCCGCCUGGUGGCCCGUGGGCUCAUCCCCGAGGGCUUCGUGGACAGCGCUGUGAUCAACGACUACCAGCCGGGCGGCUGCAUCGUCUCGCAUGUGGACCCCAUCCACAUCUUCGAGCGGCCCAUCGUCUCGGUGUCUUUCUUCAGCGACAGCGCGCUCUGCUUCGGCUGCAAGUUCCAGUUCCGGCCCAUCCGUGUGUCCGAGCCCGUGCUGUGUGUGCCGGUGCGCCGUGGGAGUGUCACUGUGCUCAGUGGCUACGCUGCUGAUGACAUCACACACUGCAUCCGGCCUCAGGACAUCAAAGAGCGGAGAGCGGUCAUCAUCCUCAGAAAGACAAGGCCAAACGCUCCUCGUCUGGACACAAAUCCUUUGAGCCCCUCCAUCACCCUGCCUUCAGAGAGACGGCACAAGCUCAAAGCGAAACGCUCGCACCGCAAAGCUGACCCAGACGCCGCACACAGGCCUCGCAUAUUAGAGAUGGACAAAGAACAGCAGAGGCUUUCUCUCUUUUCGCGGCAGGAUCGUCGUGGCAGCGCCGACUCCGAGAACUCCUGGAGGAGAGUGGACGCCGCCUCGCUCUACAAACACUCUCACCACACGCACACUGACGCACCUUCCCGCCAGGUCAAGAUGAGGCGCCACUGAGGAGCGUUCACAUCGUCAGUGAACGAAGUCGAGAUCUCCUGCAACUGUGGAACGGCUUCCCUCAGUGCCUGACCUUGACGUUUCUCUAUGGGACUUGUUCUUUCUGCCUUUACAGCUGCUCUUCUGGGCUCAGUUUUUCUUGAGUAAAGGCAGUGGACAAGGGCGACUCGUUCAACAGGCUACGAUGGACAAAGCAGUAUUUAAAAAAAAAAAACAAAAAAACAGCGUAGACAUAUCAAAGGGAGGACCAGAGUGUAGAAUGAGUGCUUUCCAAUCGGUUACUGGUACAGAAAGAAUGGGGAAAGUGUGUCGUUUUACUUCUGUGAUUGUGGAGGUGUGUUCUUAUUUAUGUCUUCUUUGGAAAAAGGUGUUUGUCCAACAGAAUCUUCACUCAGUGCUUCACAGAUUUGGUUUGCCAGCAGUCUGGAUAUUUAGCUCUGUUGUACAGACUGUUGGUCAUUAGGAAACCCUUGCAGCAACAAUAUCAGAUGGGACAAAAAAUUUGUUAAUAAAAAACAUUAGUGUUGA
Molecule: messenger RNA, 2964 nt
Organism: Pygocentrus nattereri (red-bellied piranha)
Lineage: Eukaryota; Metazoa; Chordata; Actinopteri; Characiformes; Serrasalmidae
Gene: alkbh5
Product: alkB homolog 5, RNA demethylase
Exons: 4
Coding region: 1354-2436 (360 amino acids)
Biological process (GO): mRNA export from nucleus; mRNA processing
Cellular component (GO): nucleus
Molecular function (GO): oxidative RNA demethylase activity
Source: RefSeq, a predicted model, not a curated record